Geodia barretti is the source of this 999-nucleotide messenger RNA. Lineage: Eukaryota; Metazoa; Porifera; Demospongiae; Tetractinellida; Geodiidae. The record is from the annotation of a GenBank genome assembly.
AUGAACAUCUCUCUAAUUGACCUCACGCUCUGCUUUAUCUGUUUCGCUUCCGCUGCGACCGCCCAACCCCAACUACCCGCGCAGUACCCUAACCAACUGACGCGUGAUGGGAACAUCGUUGUUCUACCCGACCACGGUACCGCCUAUAUUGUUUCCGAUCUGCAUGCACACUGGGACGAUUUUAACCAAUGGUUGCAACUCACGAAACUUGUUGAGCGGAUUCAAGCGGACGAAGAUGUUUACGGAUUGAUACUCGGUGAUGCAAUCGAUUAUAAGCCCGAUGAACCGAAACAUCCGCCUUAUGGAGAUACACUCAUCGUUGACCGGAUUAUGGAACUCCAGAGACAACUUGGCGAUAAGGGUGAAAGGAUCAUCUAUCUCCGAGGAAAUCAUGAAUUCGCUGCCACAGAUGCCUAUGCGAUGCUCAAAAGACAGGGGAUGACAGCACGGAGCCAGGAGCACUUUAUUCGACUUUUAUAUGAAAGUCCUCUCGGUGCCUAUUAUAAGCAGUUCAAUUUUAUUGAAAGAAUGACAGACACACACUAUGAAUUCCUGAUGAAUCUGCCAACAGUGGUUGUUGGAAAAAACGGCUUCGUCGGUGUUCAUGGGGGCCCUGGGCGUUUUGUCACAAGCCUUGCGGAUCUGGUCAAUCCGAACCCCAAAACCCUUGAGGAACUUCUUUGGCAUCGUCCAGAGAUCGCUUAUAGUGGUGGAUACACCUUAACGCAUAUUAAAAAUUUCCUUGAAGCCAUCCACGGGAAUAUCCUUAUCGUUGGACAUACCCCAAUUCACUAUUUUCCAAAGCGGAAUGUCAGAGAUGGUAUAGCGACGUUUGGCGAAAGUCAACUCAUUUUUUCGACGGGCUACAGCGGUCGCCCCGGAAUUCCUGCGUACAUUGAAAUUGACUUGGCAGAGACGUAUCCGUCCGUAAAUGCGCUGAAAUUAGGAACAAAUAUCCAUCACCUUUAUAGUGAAACUCGAAAGCCAAAAUCGGACUAA